AAACCUACAUAAUGUCGCAAACCGAAAGAAGAGAAAUAUGUUACUUAAGAUGUAUAAUAAACUCUGGAAAAUUAGAAUUUACUUGGUCAAUAAUUACACCAUCUACAUCGGACUGGAUUGGAUUAUAUGAAGACGAUAGCAAAUCAAAUAGAGAAUGGCUCGGUGGGCAUUGGUUCUAUAUAAGGAAUCAUAGCAACCGUUCGACUCUUCCUGACGGUCGAUAUGUAUAUUCUGGAAGUCAUUGGAUUGGAAUUGUUUCUGGAAUGAAUCAGAUCAGGCUAAACACCUAUGAAGUUUACGGAGAAUAUAAAACUUAUUCAUAUGCCAAUGUAUACAAUCCUGUAUUUAUGUACUUUGAUA
This is a messenger RNA of Racocetra persica, 360 nucleotides long. NCBI's taxonomy places the organism in Eukaryota, Fungi, Glomeromycota, Glomeromycetes, Diversisporales, Gigasporaceae. The record is from the annotation of a GenBank genome assembly.